Messenger RNA from Anthonomus grandis grandis, 8162 nucleotides. RefSeq lists its product as uncharacterized. Lineage: Eukaryota; Metazoa; Arthropoda; Insecta; Coleoptera; Curculionidae. The transcript has 2 exons. The coding region runs from base 6432 to 7376 and encodes 314 amino acids. The record is from RefSeq and is a predicted model, not a curated record.
ACGUAUAGUACAGUGUUGAUCUUGGGUUUUUUAUUUGUUUAUAUUAAAGUGAACGUAAUUUUUUUUAAAGUUUUUAUUAUAUUUGUGUUGUCCACGUACACUAAUAUAAAUGUCCAUUGUGUUUCUAUGUGUUUUAAUUUUAUGAUGUUGACAAAUCUCGUUUUAUAAUUGUAAGUACCUAACAUAAUUUAUAUCGCUAGAAAAACGUUGUAUUUUCUAUUAUAUUUUAAAGUUGUAAUGUCUUCUUUUUACUUUAGUCCUUGGCCUGAUGAUGUGACAUGUGGAAGUCACGAAACUGGUAGCCAAUAAAUAGGAAUUUUCUCGAUAAUUAAGACUUUUUUUGACCCGUUCUUGUGCCCUAAAGAACUUCCAGAAUAUGGACAGGAUUCUUCUUAAUAUAAAGUUAUACACUUUUUAUGAAUCGCAUCAAUGAUAGGUUGAACUUUCCAUAGCCGAUUUGACUGCUUUACCUCAUUUGAAACACUUAGAUUGUUAACAACAUGUAGAAAAUUUCUUAAUUUAAAAAUACGGUCUCUAGGUAGCUGAGUAAUGCAAGAUAUGUUAAUUCCCUUCAUAAAAUACAACCGCAGCCGUGGAAGUCCAAAAAUACCCAGUAAAAUUCCAGUCAAUAUUCGAUAUUCUUUGGCUGUUGACUUUAGUGAUUUUUUGAGUGUGAAUAUUACUUUGUUCUGAUAAAUUUUCCCAAAAAUAAUCUGGAAAGUAUUCAUAAAAAUAGUUCAGGGGUGUCCAAUACUCAUGAUCAUCUUGUAAGUGCCAUUCCGGAUCAAGGUAGACAUCUUCUCGACUUUCAAAAACAUUUCUUUUCCAUUUUACUUCUGGGGUUUUAUUUUUUGUUUGCUCCUGGAGAACCUGCUCUCUUAUUCUGGAUAAGGGAACAUUAUCGUCAUCAGACUCCUCUUCAAUGGUAUCAGAAACCGAAUCUGCGUCUGCCGGCGCCGGCUCGUCGUCUUCGUUAUCAUUUGCCUUAAUUGAUUCACUGUUUUCGGCGGUGAUUUCCUCUUCAUCAUCGCUCAAGUAGAAGUCACUGUCAUUUAGAAUCUCUUCAAGAUCAUUAUCCGUCAGUGGUUGCAUACCACCUUAAAAAAAAAGACGAAAUAAUAACAACAAUAAAAUUUAAAAUGUUUGGGUAAAAAGUAAAAACUUGAACCAAAUAGGGCCCUGACGUCCAAAAUACUGAACAAAAUCAAAAGCCGAACACUCUGUAGAGCGACGUUACAUUUUCUGUACGUAUAUUUGUUGAUUUACUAAAUAGCAGUCAAUUUAUUUGAUUUUAAUCAGCAUUUUAUCAAAACAAAACUGAAAAAAAUCCAACGUUGCCAAAUAUUUUUAACCAAAUAUUUUUUGGCGUAUGUAUGCACGUCCAGUCCGCUGCACGGCGGGCUCCAAAUCACGUUAAGUCGUCGUGAGCCCAUACUAAUAUAUUUUGAAAAAUUUACAGCGGGCUGGACGUGUGGACUGAAGAGGUUAAAAGAAAAAUUAUUUGAAAUAUUUGAAAAACGUGGAAAAUUACCCUAAUGUUCAGGAAUAAAACGAGAUUUUAUUUCGUAUGCCUGGAAUAAUAUAAGAAUGCUUGGAAAACCUUGAUUUUAAAACAUUACAAUUAAAAGAUAAUUUUUUUUUAAUUAAUAAUAAUUCACCUAAAUUGUCGGGGAUUAUUUUGGUUCUAAAUGGUUUUAUUAUAUAAAAAUGUCACGCUUUGUAAUUUUAUCGGUUCAUAUCAUAUUCUCAAGAAUAAUUGGGGUAAUUAGUAAUUUUUUGUGCUAGUUUACAAUAAAACAGCAGUCUUUCAGUAUCACCAGGAUGUAAUUUUUCCGUAAAUAACUAUUAAAUGUCUUUAAAUUUAUCCAUCAAAAAUUUUUUAUAUAACCUAAUAAAUACGAAAAUCGCUAAUCUGUACCUCAAGAAGUAAAGUUUUCUUUAGUUUUCUCAUCCAUUCUAUCUCCAUAUUUACUUUUAGGUUUAUUAAAAUACCAAACUUCUCAAUAUUUUUAUCCAAAGUUUUAAAGAUGGAUUUCUGAUGUUUUAAUGGCAUUUCUAUCGUAUUUAUAAUAAAUUUUAAUCAUAUCUCACUUUUCCUCAUUCAUAAAAACCAAACUUUCUUAAAUUAUUAGUAAAACUACUGUCCGUUUAUAAUAAAAUACUAGCCAACUGUAAACAAAUUUAGUUUUUUCCAAAAAUUCGGGUUUUUUAUAAAAAAUUAUAAUUUUUCUUGUGAUUUAGCGUGAAAAAGGUUGAAUCGUGAAUUUCGAAAAGGGCUUAUCCUGCAAAACGUAAUUUUCCAGGAAAAGCUAAAAACUUAAUUGCUUCUGACAGAUUUGAACUACGAAAAUAUGAAUUUUCCUAAUAUUCGCAACCUUUGUUUGACAUCUUAACCUUGCCAAUUUUUUUUCUUUUCAAAUAAGUCUACAUGGAGAAAAUGGACUUGUUUGUUAAUUUAUUUGGAAAAUAUUAACAAAUAAAAAGUAACUCUGCUAAAAGUCUUGUUCGAUGUCAGCUCCUGCUUCUCUGUCAGUAGUCGGCCAGCUCAAAAUACUGUCGUAAAAGUCUUCAUAUUCUGCAAGUAUAUACUGCCUCAACUUUUUCAAGUCAGUCAUUUUUAAGUUAUUUAUUGGCAGUUUUGAGGAGUAGCAUGGAAAGUCUUCAACAGUAAAAAGAUUAGCACAAAUACCUUUAGUUUUUAAAAGGCUAAAAGUUUCAGUAUUAAUUUCGCUGUCAAUGAAGGGGGGGCAUAAAACUUCUCCAGGCUUUUCUGGAUUAAAGUCAAAUUCGUAAAAAGUUGAAACUUGAAAAGAUACUUUGUUUUCUUUAGCAACUUUUUUCCAUAGCAUCUUUCUGAUAACGGUUUUGCUUUAAAGUGUAGUUUGCACCAUGCCUUGAAAUCAAUGAUAUCGGUAUAAGUUUUACACAAAAUUUGUCUGAUUUAGUGUUACUGAGUAUUAAAUUCGUAUACUGCUCGUGAGUAAAUAAACGACCUUCCCUUCUAAUCUUACGCUUUAUGGUUGCAAAAUCUCUAUCACAGUCAUUAAAGGAAUGACCUCUUUGGGGAAAAUAAAGAAAAACUUCAUUCUUCCUUUUUAAAUUUCGAGUAAGUGACAAAGCGAUAAGAUAUUUUAUUAUGGUAUUAUUUUUAUUUUGCCCAGGACAUCCGUCGCAGAAUAAAUGUAAUUCUGUAAUAUUUUCAGGAACAUUUUUACAUAUAAAGUCAUUUAAAAACGAAGCUACUUCGUUUGGUCCCUUCAACGCUUGGCCUAACGCUAAUUUCUUCACAUUUUGAGCACACAUCAAUUUGUGGCCUACCAAAUGCCAAGUCAAAAUUUACAUUGAAAUAAUUUCUAAAAAACUGAUAAUUUACUUCGCUUUCUGGAUAUUUUGCUGAAAAUCUCUCAUGCAAUAUUGUCACAUUCAAAACAGAUGAUAAGUAUUUUUUACAAUGUUAUUUGAAUAGUGAAUUUCUUUAACAGGAAUUGACUCGAUAAAGUUGUGAAUUAAAGCAUAUGUUUCCGCGGGCAACAUUUACAUUGCUUCUAGACUCGGCAGAUUUUCCUCGCAUAUCGUUGGAGCUUUUAUUUGCAAUUUUUAGUAGUCGAAUUCUCUUUAUUCUCUUGUCGGUAGCACCAUGCAAGUUUAGAAAGACUACUUUACAUACUUCUUUUCUAUUUACAUCUGCUUCGAUAAAAUACUUAUAAGAGUAACUCUUUGGCUUACUAAUUUUAUCUUCUUGACGUUUAGAAGUAUCCUUCACAGGGAACGCCUCCAUCAAUCCUUGAAUAUAUAUGUCCUGUUCAUCUUUGGUAUUAAAACCAUUUAUGCGAUUCAAUACUGCUUUUUUGGCAUCAUCGGAAAGAUCGAAACAUUUUCGAAUGCACCUACAAAGAUAAAACUAUUUUUUCACAAAACCAUUUUUGUAUAUAUUAUAUAUUGAAUAUAUUAUCUACCUACUAAAUAAAUAACAUUAUUUAUCUACCUCUAUCCACAUCUCCUAUUAUUUUUUAUUUAUGUAAUAGAACAUAGGUAUACACUUACCUACAACUAGGCCCAGAUUUCCUACAAGGAAUAUUUUUACCCACGUGGUUUGUGUGUGCAAGUCCCUUAACUUUGGCUUUUUUGAUAAUUACAUUUUUAUACAUUUCACUAUUUCUUACUCCUCGCUUCUUUUUCUCUACUCCUGUAUCUGCCUCGUCCGAACUACUAGACUCACUCAUUGUUUAGAAAAAAACUAGUAACGUUGAACAAAACAGUACCCAAAAUAUGUGAUUGUUUACUAAUUCAAAUGACAAACUUGACAUACACCAAGCAACUAUCGUAAAGCGACUGAAACAAGCAAACUUUACGAUGCCUAUACUCCAAUAAAAAUCACGUCUUAUAAAAAUAAAAAAUCCCCUUUUUGGUUCGCUUCAUCAAAGUUUACUGAAUAAAAUAGAGUAUUUUAUUCAGUAAACUUUGGCUUCAUUUACUAAACGCGUCACAAUGCAUUACGAAAAGGACCCAUCUCAGCGAGAUGAGUCCUUUUCGAAAUUUUGUUUUAAAACCAGGAGUUCGUAUUUGUAAGAACAAAAUCAGAUAUGAGCCCUUUUCCUUCAUAAAAUGUUGGCCUACUAUUGAACCUGAAAAAUUUGCGGAAAAGUCAAAUUUGAUCAAAAUCCGAGUUGAGUCCUUUUCGAAAUUCACGAUUCGGUUAUUUUGCAGAUAUUUUAAAAAUGUAAAAAUCCAAUAUAGCGCCGCAUAAGAAAAAACAGAGUUGAUGAUGGUUGGCAAAGUAUGAAACCUCGUAAUAAAAAUCUAAAAGCAAAGUGCAAAUUACUUUAAAACAGGAUGAGAAAUAAGCUCAGACAAAACAUAAAUCGAUAAAUCGAUUUUAAAAAAUUUAAGAUUUUUUCGAAUAUCUUCGGAACUAUACGGAAUUGUUAAACGGCAUAUUGUUAAACGCAAAAAUUCUCAAUUUUGCCCCGAUUUAACCAUCUUCGUAUCUCUUAUAAAUUCCGAGAUCUCUAUGUUGUGGGUGGAAUUUGAAACACCCUGUAUACAUUAAAACAAUAAUUACUGUAGAAUGGGGCUAUUCUGGAAAUCACGGGUAAUUUGAGAGUUCAUCCGAAAAAUGUUAAAAGCGGCAACAACGCCCACAGAGUUAAUAACAUUACGCAAACGCCGCGCAAGGCCAUUAGUACACAUGCAACCGCGUACUCGAUUUUAUUUUGGCGCGUAAAAAUAUUAGGAAAAACACGUGUUUUUUGGUGAAAGAACGGUAAGUGGUUAACUUUACUCUGUAAAUCUAAACCGAUUAAUUGUAUAAUAUUGACACUUAAUCCAAAUAAAAGUAUGGGGUUUUAGGAAGGUGUAUUGGUAACAUAAACAUUUUAGGACUCUUUUGUUUUUUUUAUUCAGUAUUUUCUGGAGUGGGGAAAUUUGAGAAGUGACUGGGGGCUAUUUGAAAAUUGUUAGAAAUUGCUUUCAAAUCAAAUUGGCCUUUUUAGAAUGGUAUGAGAUAAUGGUGCGCACUUAUAAAAAAACAUUUAGCCAUGUCAGAAAUGGCAAAAAUUACGGGCCAUAUAGGCAUUACUCAGGGAAAGCCUUAGCCAGAGCAAUAGAAGAAGUAAAAAAAGGGCGGUUAACUUUGGCUAAGGCCUCCGAGCAUUUCAAAGUGCCCAUCGCCACCAUAAGCAGACGGCUAGGGGGACCAAUAUAUUUGAAAAACCGGGAAGACCUUCAAUAUUUUCCAAGGAAGAAGAGGAACAGUUUGUGAAAUACCUAAAUAUUGUGGCAGCUUGGGGAUUUCCCUUUGACAUAUUGGAUCUAAGACUUUUUGCGAAGAAUUACCUGGAUAAAAAAGGUGUACAGGAAGUUCGUUUGAAGGAUAACUUUCUUGGUAGAGAUUGGGCAUUAGCUUUCCUAAACGACACGAAAAGCUCAUAUCAAACCGUCUAUCAUCCAAUAUUUCAACUAAAAGAGCUUCACUUUCACCAGAAGUUAUCGAUAAUUUUUUUGAUAAUGCCCAAGAUACUUUAUUAGCGGUAAAUCCUAGUUUAAUGGUAAAUUAUGAUGAAACAAACCUUACCGACAACCCAGGCACUAAGAAAUAUAUUUAUAAAAGAGGAUCAAGGUACCUAGAAAGAGUGAUAAAUUCGACAAAAACAGCCAUAAGCUUAAUGUAUGCUGGUACUGCGGAUGGCGAGAUAUUACCAGUUUAUGUAGUGUAUAAAGGUGAGCAUCUUUGGGACUCAUGGACUGAGGGAGGCCCUAAAGGUGCCAGAUAUAAUAGGUCUAAAAGCGGGUGGUUCGAUUCCGCUUGUUUUCGAAAUUGGUUUUUUACUGUGGUAGUUCCAUUUUUUUAAAAUAAACCUGGAAAAAAGGCUCUCAUUGGGGACAACUUAUCUUCUCACUUUUCCGAAGACGUCCUUAAAACGUGCGAGAAAAUGAAUAUUGCAUUUAUUUGUUUGCCAAGCAAUGCGACCCAUGUCAUGCAGCCAUUAGACGUCGCAUUUUAUUCUCCACUUAAGAAAUAUUGGUGCGAAAUUCUGACAACGUGGAAGAAAGGCCAAGGGCGGAAAAUGACUACACUCUCAAAAGAUGUAUUCCCUAGAUUGCUUGCACAGCUCCAUAACAAGAUUGAAGAGAAUGGCAAAGGAAGGCAAAAUUUAAUCUCCGGAUUUGCCAAAACUGGAUUGCACCCUCUGAAUCCUGCGCAAGCAAAGGAAAGAUUACCUGUAUCGUCCACCACAGGUACAGAUUCUAAUAUUUUAGAUUCAAGCAUUUCAAGCUCAGUUUUGGAUGUCCUAAAAGAAAUGCGUAUGGGUAGUUUUGAGCAGCGUAAAGCACCGCGUCGCAAGAAGCUUACUGUAAAAGCAGGAAACAGUGUUUCUACAUCUGAUUUGUACCCGUCUACUAGUAGAAAUGUUUCUGAAAUAAGUUCAUGCGAAUCAUCAGAUGAUGAAGAAGACCAGCUACAAAAUAUUGACGAUGAAGACCUUCCCUGUUUUAAUUUGAAAAAACCUGAUAAAGAAAUCCAACCAGAAGAACAUGAUGAUGAAAAUCAGCAAGAAAUAAGUGACGAUGAUGACCAUCCUCUUAUAAACUUUAGUAAUCUUAAGGUCAAUUAUUGGGUAGUUGUUCGAUACACGGCAACAAUUUCAAGCCAAUGUUAUAUAGGACAAAUAAAGUCCGUUACCCUGCUAAACGGGGAAUGGGUUUUCAAAACAUCGUUUUUAAAAAAAUCCUCCAAAACCGAAAGAUUUUUAUCUCCUCCUAAGUUAGAUCAAGACGAGGUAACAACCGAAAUGAUUAUCAUGAUACUUAGCCUAAGAUUGAAGGUUCAGGGACCAGGCAAUUUUUUACCUUUUCGGAUAAUCUUUCAGAACUAAACAUAAAAUAAACAUAUAGUUACCACUGUUUGUAACCUUCAAGAAACCUUUGUUACCUUCAAACCAGAGUUAUUUUUAAGUUGUUUUUUUUUGUUUGAUCAUUUUUUAGAGUUAUCUACUUUAUGUUUUUUUGUUUACAUAUUUUAAUUGUAAUUUGCAAUGUUGCAAGAAAUAUUUUUUAUUUUCCAAAUAUCCCCUUCAGUGGAUAAAUGAUGAUUUAUGCAAUUUUAAGCCAUAUUCUCAAAAACCCUAUGGGGCAAUUUGAGAAGGCCCUAAAAAAUUUUUUUUACGGCUUCCAGAAGAGGAAGCCGUUAGUCAAAUAUAAGAAAUAGAUACCUCUAUCAUAGGUCUUUCCAACGCCAUUACAAAAUUGAUCAAGCUUACUUUUGUCUUAUAGAUAUCGCUCAAAAACCUCAAAAAAAAUCUCAAAUAGCCCCAUUUUACGGUACUUUAAAACAUAAGACUCCUGGAUUUUAUUCUCCAGUAUGGCUGGGCUAAUCUGAGCACCCUAAAAGGUCAUUCUUUCAUUAUUAGGCUGAUAUGGCCAGAGUAAUCAUUCUAGCAUUGUUUCGGGAUAAGCACCUAUGGCGCUAUGUAACUGUCAGACUUUGAAACAUGAGCCAAAGUAAUAAUAAUUAUUACUUUGGUUCUUUGUAUCUGAAAAUUAAUACUUCAUCGGUGGCACCAUCUAAGAGUUAUGCUAUAAAACAUGAAUUAAGGUCUUUAGAGACGAAAAGGUAAACUAAAGUUCAAAAUGUCUCCAAACCUUUUUGCUCAUGUGGAAUU